Molecule: messenger RNA, 6300 nt
Organism: Sarcophilus harrisii (Tasmanian devil)
Lineage: Eukaryota; Metazoa; Chordata; Mammalia; Dasyuromorphia; Dasyuridae
Gene: ABCB11
Product: ATP binding cassette subfamily B member 11
Exons: 28
Coding region: 111-4082 (1323 amino acids)
Biological process (GO): transmembrane transport
Cellular component (GO): membrane
Molecular function (GO): ATP hydrolysis activity; ABC-type transporter activity; ATP binding
Source: RefSeq, a predicted model, not a curated record
CUGGGAUUGGGAAAGGAUGAAAUACCUCUUGGCUCCCUGCACCAAAGUAGUUUCUUUCAGCUUGUCCAGGUCUAUGUCCACAGGGUCAUUGAGUGGAGAUAGAAAUUAUCAUGUCUGAUUCAGUCAUUCUACGCAGUGUUAGAAAAUUUGGAGAGGAGAAUUAUGUUUUUGAAUCACAUGAAUCAGAUAACAAUAAUAAGAAAGCAAGGUCACAAGAUAAGAAGAAAAAUGAACACUUUCAAGUCAGCUUCUUUCAAUUGUUUCGAUUUUCUUCAUCAAGGGACAACUGGCUGAUGUUUGGGGGAAGUUUCUGUGCAUUUAUACAUGGAAUGGCCCAGCCAGGAAUGUUACUUAUUUUUGGCUUGAUGGCAGACAUUUUUAUUGAAUAUGACAUUGAAUUACAAGAGCUUAGCAUCCCCGGCAAGAUAUGUGUGAACAACACCAUAGUGUGGGCCAACAGCUCCCUCAACCACAAUGAGACUAAUGGGACCCGUUGUGGGUUGUUGGAUAUUGAAAAUGAGAUGAUCGUAUUUGCCAGUUACUAUGCUGCAGCUGGUCUUUUGGUUUUCAUCCUGGGAUACCUCCAAAUAUGUCUUUGGGUAAUUGCUGCAGCUCAUCAGAUACAGAAAAUGAGACAAAUUUACUUUAGGAAAGUAAUGAGAAUGGAAAUAGGCUGGUUUGAUUGCAAUUCAGUGGGAGAACUGAAUACCAGAAUCUCAGACGAUAUUAAUAAAAUCAACGAUGCCAUUGCUGAUCAGGUUGCCGUCUUUAUCCAGCGCAUGACCACUUGUGUUUGUGGAUUCCUGUUAGGAUUUUACCAAGGCUGGAAACUGACCUUGGUGAUGAUUUCGGUCAGUCCUCUCCUUGGCGUAGGAGCAACAUUCAUUGGCCUGAGUGUGGCCAAACUCACUGGCAGAGAAUUGAAGGCAUAUGCCAAAGCUGGAUCUGUGGCUGAUGAAGUUCUUUCCUCAAUUAGAACAGUGGCUGCUUUUGGUGGUGAAAAGAAAGAGGUAGAAAGAUAUGAGAAAAAUCUUGUGUUUGCCCAGCGCUGGGGGAUUCGAAAAGGGAUAAUAAUGGGAUUAUUUACUGGAUACAUGUGGUGCAUCAUUUUCAUGAGUUAUUCAUUAGCCUUCUGGUAUGGCUCAAAACUUGUCCUGGAUGAAGGUGAAUAUUCACCAGGAACUCUUCUACAGGUUUUCUUUGGAGUCUUGGUAGGAGCUUUAAACCUUGGUCAGGCAUCACCUUGUCUGGAAGUUUUUGCCGCAGGGCGAGCUGCAGCUGCCAAUAUCUUUGAGACAAUAGACCGGAAACCAAUUAUUGAUUGUUUAUCAGAAGAUGGUUACAAGCUGGAUAGACUGAAGGGUGAAAUUCAAUUCCACAAUGUGACCUUUCAUUAUCCUUCAAGGCCUGAAGUCAAGAUUUUAGAUAACCUCAACAUGGUAAUAAAAUCUGGAGAGACAACAGCUUUUGUAGGAUCCAGUGGAGCUGGGAAAAGCACAGCAAUACAACUGAUUCAGAGAUUCUAUGAUCCCAGUGAAGGCAUGGUGACCCUAGAUGGACAUGAUAUUCGCUCCCUUAAUAUUCAAUGGCUCCGAUCCCAUAUUGGGAUUGUUGAACAAGAACCAGUACUGUUCUCCACCACAAUUGCAGAGAACAUUCGUUAUGGCAGAGAAGAUGCAACCAUGGAAGAUAUCAUUAAAGCUGCCAAAGAAGCCAACAUCUACAACUUUAUCAUGAAUUUGCCACUGAAAUUUGAUACCCUUGUUGGUGAAGGUGGAGGCCAGAUGAGUGGAGGCCAGAAACAAAGGAUUGCUAUUGCCAGAGCACUGAUACGGAACCCUAGGAUCCUGCUUUUGGAUAUGGCCACCUCUGCCCUGGAUAAUGAGAGUGAAGCUAUAGUUCAGGCAGCUCUUGAUAAGGCUCAGUGUGGACGUACCACGAUCACAGUAGCCCAUCGUCUGUCUACUGUCCGAACAGCAGAUACUAUCAUUGGAUUUGAACUUGGAAAGGCUGUGGAGAGGGGUACCCAUGAAGAGCUGCUAAAUAGGAAAGGUGUUUAUUUCACUCUGGUGACUUUGCAAAGUCAAGGAGACCAAAAUUUAAAUGAAAAGACAAUAAGAGGAGAUGAUGUGCGUGAAGAGACCACACUGGAAAGCAAGCAAACUUUCCAAAGGGGGAGUUAUCAGGAUAGUCUACGAGCUUCUCUACGACAACGUUCCAAGUCUCAGAUUUCUAACCUGAUGCAACAGCCUCCAUUACCUGCUUUAGACAAUUUAGCAGCUGCUUAUGACGAAAACAAGGAUGAUGCUUUUGAAGAAAAAGUUGAACCUGCACCAGUUAUGAGGAUUUUGAAGUACAACAUUCCAGAAUGGCCUUACAUGCUGGCAGGUUCCUUUGGAGCAGCUCUGAAUGGUGCAGUCAAUCCCCUCUAUGCUCUUUUAUUCAGUCAGAUUAUUGGGACUUUCUCUCUUCUGGAUGAGGAAGAACAAAGAUCUCAGAUUGAUGGACUAUGCAUCCUCUUCAUACUAUUAGGAAUUAUGUCCUUUUUCACUCAGUUUCUACAGGGAUAUACCUUUGCCAAAUCUGGAGAGCUGCUCACCAAAAGGCUACGUAGACUUGGUUUCCAGGCUAUGUUAGGGCAAGACAUUGGCUGGUUUGAUGACUUGAGGAACAGUCCUGGAGCUCUGACAACAAGACUUGCUACAGAUGCAUCUCAAGUUCAAGGGGCUACUGGAACUCAGAUUGGGAUGAUCGUCAAUUCCUUCUCCAAUGUUGGUGUGGCUCUGAUCAUUUCCUAUAUCUUCAGCUGGAAACUGAGUUUAGUGAUAACAUGCUUCCUUCCCUUCUUAGCUUUAUCAGGAGCCAUUCAAGCUCGGAUGUUAACAGGAUUUGCCUCUUUGGACAAAAAUGCCUUAGAAGUUACUGGCCAGAUUUCUAAUGAAGCUCUCAGUAAUAUCCGCACAGUUGCUGGGAUGGGAAAGGAAAUCCAAUUUAUUGAAGCAUAUGAGAAGGCGCUGGAAAAGCUAUUUAGUACAGCCAUCCGAAAGGCAAAUAUCUUUGGAUUAUGCUUUGGCUUUUCACAGGGCAUAGUAUUUGUAGCCAAUUCAGCCUCUUACAGAUAUGGUGGAUAUCUGGUUCCUCAUGAAGGACUUCAUUUCAGCUAUGUCUUUAGGGUGAUCUCUGCAGUGGUGACCAGUGGAACUGCUCUUGGAAGAGCUUCUUCUUACACUCCAAAUUAUGCUAAGGCUAAAAUAGCCGCAGCACGUUUUUUCCAACUCUUGGACUAUUGCCCCAAAAUCAACGUAUACAGCCAUGCAGGCGAAAAGUGGGACAACUUCAAAGGGAGUGUUGAUUUUAUUGAUUGUAAGUUUACAUAUCCAUCCCGACCCAAUAUACAAAUUUUGAAUGGCUUCUCAGUGUCGGUUAAACCUGGGCAGACCCUUGCACUUGUUGGAAGUAGUGGCUGUGGCAAAAGUACCUGUGUUCAGCUGCUGGAAAGGUUCUAUGACCCUACCAAUGGAAAAGUGAUAAUAGAUGGACACGACAGCAAACGUGUUAAUGUCCAGUUCCUUCGAUCUAAAAUUGGAAUUGUAUCUCAGGAGCCUAUAUUAUUUGCCUGCAGCAUUGCUGACAACAUUAGAUAUGGAGAUAAUACUAAGGAUGUUCCAAUGGAGAGUGUCAUUAAUGCAGCAAAGAAAGCUCAACUACAUGAAUUUGUCAUGUCACUUCCAGAGAAAUAUGAAACUAAUGUUGGAGCUCAGGGUUCCCAGCUCUCUCGGGGUCAAAAGCAACGUAUUGCUAUAGCUCGUGCUAUCCUUCGAGAUCCUAAGAUAUUGUUAUUAGAUGAGGCAACUUCUGCCUUAGAUACAGAAAGUGAAAAGACGGUGCAAGCAGCCUUGGAUAAAGCCAGAGAGGGACGGACAUGUAUUGUCAUUGCCCAUCGCCUGUCCACCAUUCAGAAUUCGGAUAUCAUAGCUGUUGUGUCACAAGGUGUGGUGAUAGAAAAAGGAACUCACAGUGAACUGAUGGCCCAAAAAGGAGUAUAUUACAAACUAGUCACCACAGGAGCACCCAUUAGUUGACUUUCUUCAAGAACUUUGUACGUCUGAAAUAUAGGUUGUUUCUCAACAACUAUCAUACAAGUCUUUUGAAAAGAAACCACAAAGAUCACUGAAUCACAAAAUCUGAGAGUUGGAAGAGAUGUUAGUGGCCUUCUGUUCCAACCCAUGCACAAAAGGAAUCAUUCUUCUCUUCUCAAAACUAAAUAUUCCCAACUCCUUCAAUCAAUCCUCUUAUGAUGGUAUGAAGCAAAAAAAAAAAAAAAGAAAAAAAGGUUAUAUCAAAUAUAUGCAUACAUAUGUAUGCAUGUGUAUAUACACACAUAUGUACACAUACAUAUUCCAAUCAUGAAGGCUCCAACCUAUAGAUUUAAAGUGUAGAAAUAGUAUUUAUCUGAAUGAUUGCUUCUCAACCUCUACCUAACUGUGCACCGUCAGUGGAGGUUUUGUUAUCACUACACAGAAAGAUAUUUGAAAAAGUUCAUGCCUUUAGAGAAUCUGUGGUUUAAGAAAUGGAAGGAAGGAAGGAACUGUGAAAAGUAGGAAUAACCUAGAGAAAUUAUAGCAGAGUUAGCUUGCUGUGUAAGGUCAGCCUGCCUAUGUGGUGACUGAUCAAAGUUGGUGUCCUCCACACUGCCAGAAUAUUUUCCCUUUUCUACAUGACAUUACAUGAAAUUCCACCAAUCACUAGUUUGUCCAAGUCUUCUUUACCAAAGAUGUAGUUAUCCUUAGGAGAUUCAGGGGUCCAUCAAACUUGGACUGAUAUACUUAAAUUCAAACAGAGUACUUUCCUAUCCACACCUAUUCAAAAUUACUUUCUCUGAGAAAAUUGAAGCACUAACUGCAUGGUCCAAAGGAAAGACUAUUAUCUCUAGAAUUAGAGAACCUGGGUUCAAAUCUUGAUUCAUGCUCACUAUCUAUGUCAUCUUAGGCAAGUCACCUAAGCUCCUAAAACCUCACUUUUCUCAUUUGCUCAAUGAUUUAUGAGGUCUCUUCUAGAUCUAAAUCUGCUGCUGUGGUUGAGAGGAAAAUAAAUUAAGUAAUUAUGAAUAAUAGAGCUCUUGGAAUGAGGUGGGAAGAGAACAGAUUUGGGUAGGCUAUUUGGACAGGCAAAUUUGAGAAUAGGAACACUGUAUGGAAGAAAAGAUGUACAAAAAAACGAAGUAGAGUUAUCAAAGGAAAAAAAAUCUCAUCUAUUUCAAAAUGUCUUCUGGAGUUCUUAUGAUUAAGAAAGGAAUAGGAAACUCCUUAUGUCCUUGUACUUGGUCAAAUGCCAAAUUCAUGGUAGUGUUCUUGGUUUUAAAGUUCUUUGACAUAUGGGCUAAAUAGACUUCAGUGAGUAGGCAUAUAUUAUUUAUAGUAUUUUUUCUUUAGGGAAAUGUGUUCCAAAUGCCAAGCCUCCAAAUUCCAAAUAAAGUUUUGGAAUGCAACGGUAUGUUUAGGACUUAGCCUAACAUUAUUUGAAAGACCUCUAGUGACCAGUUUCUGCCCUCCAUAUAUCUUUCACCCUUCUAUCUAUACAAGACCUCAACCUCCCACUCUCCCCACCCCCUUCCUUUCCCUCACAACCCCAGUCAGAUUCUACCAACUCCACAAAGUCUUCUCUAUCUCCCCAGAUUUCUUAUAGUACUUUUCCUAGACCUCUCUUUUGCAUUUAUGUUUAUCCUUGUUUCCCAAUUUUUUGUGCAGAUAUCUUUUCUUCUAUUAAAUUGUUAGCUCCUUGAGAGUAGAUGCUAUAUCAUCUCUACUUUUAUAUCUCCAGGGCUUUACAGAUGGUAGGUGCUUUAUAAAAAUUUUAAAAGGUAAUUGUAUAGAAGAUUGUGUUUAGCUCAAUGUAUGAUAAAAAAGAAAAGAAGCUAGUCCUGUGACAAUAUAGAAGUGAACACAACACAGGAUUCAAAUGAAGAGACACUAUAUAGCAUCCAUAGAGUGCUUACCACAGUUCCUUUGAAACACAGCUGGAUAGGUCCUAUGAAAGAUGCCUUAGGAAUAAUAGUAACUAACUAAUUCCAUUAGGCUCAAUGCUUUCUCAUCAUUAGAGUAAUUUCUCUCAUUCUCUACAAAGGUAAGACAAUAAUAUACCUGGUGCUUUUGGUUCUAUGCAUUUGAUACUCCCCAAGUACUAUGAAGUUUGGACUGGGAAUGGGGAAGGAGGGGAGGAGGAAAAGGAGCAUAAAAGGAGUGCCAGGAUUAACUGACAUUCUAAUUCCAAGAAGCUGAGACAUCAUCACUGGAGUCGAAA